CCGCUCAGCGAUCGGUCGUCCUACUUUUCCUUCCCCUGCCACAGCUAGCUCUUGCCCAGCCCUCGAGCAACCACCCUCGCAAGCUACAUGGACACUGAAACCGGGGUCCCGCAGCCCCGACCUCCUGCUAUAAAUACCGCGCCAACUCUGCCUCCGAAGCCAGGGCAAUCGCCAUCGCCAUCGCCGUUGCCGUGUUCUUGGGCUCUGUUGUGCUGCCGCUUGCAAGGCUUUCUGCAGCUGAUCGAAGAAGAAGAAGAGGAUGACGAUCACCAUUGAACAGCCUCAGCUCGAUGCGGUGACGGAGAGGAAGGUCGCCACCGGCGACCCGGCGGAGCUGGUGCUCGACGGUGGCUUCGUCGUGCCGAACUCCAACGCCUUCGGCAACACCUUCAGGGAUUACAACGCGGAGUCGGAAAGGAAGAAGACGGUGGAGGAAUUCUACCGUAUCAACCACAUCAACCAGACCUACGACUUCGUGGCGCGGAUGAGGGCGGAGUACGGGCGGCUGGACAAGACGGAGAUGAGCAUCUGGGAGUGCAUCGAGCUGCUCAACGAGUUCAUCGACGACAGCGACCCGGACCUCGACAUGCCGCAGAUCGAGCACCUCCUCCAGACCGCCGAGGCCAUCCGCAAGGACUACCCCGACGAGGACUGGCUCCACCUCACCGGCCUCAUCCACGACCUGGGCAAGGUGCUGCUGCACCCCAGCUUCGGAGAGCUUCCUCAGUGGGCAGUUGUUGGUGACACCUUCCCUGUAGGCUGCGCAUACGACGAGCGCAACGUUCACUUCAAGUACUUCAAGGAGAACCCUGACUACAACAACCCCAAGUUCAACACCAAGUUCGGGGCCUACUCCGAAGGCUGCGGCCUCGACAACGUGCUCAUGUCAUGGGGCCAUGACGAUUACAUGUACCUGGUGGCCAAGGAGAACAGGACCACUCUUCCUUCCGCGGGUCUGUUCAUCAUCAGAUAUCACUCCUUUUACCCUUUGCACAAGCAUGGAGCCUACAUGCACCUGAUGAACGAUGGGGACAACGAGAAUCUCAAGUGGCUGCAUGUGUUCAAUAAGUAUGACCUGUACAGCAAGAGCAACGUCAGAAUAGACGUGGAGGAGGUGAAGCCCUACUACAUGUCGCUCAUCGACAAGUACUUCCCGGCAAAGCUGAGGUGGUGAAACAGAGGAACCGAAGAGUUGUUCCAAACCGCCGUGUGCUAUAUAGACCAAGUAUCUGUCAUGUAUGAACAUUUCACACCCGAGUUGAGUUGAGCGAGUGUGCCCAUUUGUAUUGCGCAGAUCAGAGCUCCAUGAGGGCCAUGCCUUUGGAAUAAAAGUUGCCAUUGUCUGUUC
This is a messenger RNA of Phragmites australis (common reed), 1348 nucleotides long. RefSeq names its product probable inositol oxygenase. Gene Ontology annotation, cellular component: cytoplasm. The record is from RefSeq and is a predicted model, not a curated record. Lineage: Eukaryota; Viridiplantae; Streptophyta; Magnoliopsida; Poales; Poaceae. Gene Ontology annotation, molecular function: inositol oxygenase activity; iron ion binding. Gene Ontology annotation, biological process: inositol catabolic process. The transcript has 10 exons. Bases 260 to 1174 code for a protein of 304 amino acids.